AUGUCCGAACCGACUCGUAAUUCGGAAGCAAGACGUUCGGGGCGAGUAAUUCGCUUGAUGUGUCCAACACAACAAGUGUUUGUUUCGCCAGUUCGUAAUACUGUGGAUUGCUCUGCCGGUCCACGGAACGGUGGGGCGGAAGGAGCAGCCAGUAUGAUAUCAAGUACAACGUCGUUCAGUCAGAAUUUUCCGGUCACACGAACCUCUUCAACGUCCGCUCAAAUUCGCGCUAAAGCGGAUUCAAUGUGUCAAACAGAGAAUUCUCCACCUCCGGUUCAGCGUCAGGUGAUUAUUCAGAGAUGCCAUUCUGCCCAAGUGGAAUUGGAUGAACCAAAUUCAACUCCAGAACCAGCCCCAUUGCCUGUAGAUGAAGUGCGUAAUUUUGUGCUGCUACAACUGCCCAAUAUGCCGAACGUGUCUCCUCAACUGGGACUAAUUGGUCGAUUGCAAGAAGGCGGCUGA
Molecule: messenger RNA, 462 nt
Organism: Echinostoma caproni
Lineage: Eukaryota; Metazoa; Platyhelminthes; Trematoda; Plagiorchiida; Echinostomatidae
Source: the annotation of a GenBank genome assembly